Molecule: messenger RNA, 7439 nt
Organism: Monopterus albus (swamp eel)
Lineage: Eukaryota; Metazoa; Chordata; Actinopteri; Synbranchiformes; Synbranchidae
Gene: lrrc66
Product: leucine rich repeat containing 66
Exons: 4
Coding region: 100-7152 (2350 amino acids)
Cellular component (GO): nucleoplasm; nucleolus
Molecular function (GO): protein binding
Source: RefSeq, a predicted model, not a curated record
GUUCAUAUAGUCUUUUACACAACAUUUCCUAAUGGUAAAAACUGAUCUUACUGAUUUUCUGUCAUUCAUAAUCUAUCUAUACUUGCAGGACAGGUUGUGAUGGCAGUGGCACGGGAGCCACUGUUGGCUGCUGUGCUGCUCUUCAUCUCCCCAGGGCUCCUUUGCGCCUCUCCCCCACUUGACUGUCCACAGUCCUGCACCUGUCAGAGAGCCACCCUGUUGAACUGCUCCUCCUCCAGCCUCUCCUUAGUGCCUGAACACAUCCAAGACUCUGUCACUGAGCUGGAAUUGUCUCAUAACCUCCUCGAUUCUGUAACUCUCCACUGGCCACAUCGUAACCUCAAGAAUGUAUGGCUGGGAAACAACUCUAUCACACAUUUGUCUCUGUGUAUAGAGAGAAACCUUGGAAGUCAGUAUGUAAGAGACAGACGUCUACAUCGCUCGAGACCUUGGAGCAAACGGAGAUGUGUGUCUUGGGCCCCCGCCCUGCAGCUGCUAUCUGUUGAGAGAAAUCAGCUUGAGCAACUCCCAGAGGGGCUGGAAGGCAGUGGAUCCUUACAGGUUUUGCAGCUCUCCUUCAACAGAAUCUCAGCUGUACAACCAGAAGACCUUAUCCACCUUCAACAGCUGAAAGAGCUACACCUACAACAUAAUCUAAUCACCAUUCUCCAUCCACAGGUGUUCCAGGAUUUAGCCCAGCUCAGGGUCCUUGAUCUCAGUUUCAACAUGUUGACCAGCCUCCAUCCUUUGAUGUACCUCUCUCUGCAAACCAUUGGGGUGGAUGUAAAACUGGAUGGGAACAGUUGGCACUGUGACUGCAGCAUGCGCAAUCUAAGAAGGCGGAUGGCCUAUGAUAGCAGCAGAGGCCUGCAAACCUGGAGUAUUAUGUGUGCUUCUCCCUCUAUCCUCUCAAGCAAAGACCUGCUACAGCUGGGGGAGGAUGACCUAAACUGUUUUAAUACUGAAAACAGGCGAGAGCUCCACCAAGAUGUGACUGUUUAUAGUGGCUCAGAGAUGCUGCUGUCUUGUUUGACACAAGAUUCAGUGUGGUGGACGCCCAGUGGUCAAGCAUCAGUGAGACAACCUCAAGCUGGUCUGCUCAUCAAUGACAUCACAAAGAAAGACACAGGACUGUAUGUGUGUGUGUCUGAAGAACAUGAAGUUGUGUCUGUUUUUAAUCUCCAGAUUAGUAAAAUGGGAGGUGCAAGAAGAAAAACUAGGAGUUUACCCAGAACCAAACAACAAAUAAUCCCACAAGACACUCCAAAUAGGACGGAUCAAGAAAGGAAUCAGACAGCUACAUCAUCUGACUUGGUUCUGGCUGUGUGUCUGUCUGUUUUUAUCACAUUUCUGGUAGCCUUUAUCCUUGGUGUCCUAGCAAGACCUUAUAUUAAUAUUCUUUGGACAAGGGUAGCUAACAAGAAAAGCUCAUCUGAAACCAGUUCUGUUCCACCUGUUGAACAAAGGCAAUAUGAUAAUGAGGCCUAUUCCAAUGGUGAAGCACCAGAGGAAAUAGUAAUUCACAGGGAAAGAAGAGUCACAUUUAGCAGAGAGGACAACAACGUACAGUAUUAUGAUACCUUAGCCAGUGGUAAUCAGGAACACAUCAAUAAUGAUGGAGUGGCUGAAUGUGAAGCAGCUGAGGCUGAGGACAUGUGUACAGCUGGAGAUUUAAGAAAUGAAAACACCUUACAACAGAGUACUCCAGAAGCUGACCCGAAAGAUGGCAGACACUCCCCAGACAUCAUUGACCAAAUACACAAGAUAGAGUGUGAACACAUCCCAGACACUAUUGAGGUGGAGGAGAGGAGAAGCUUGUCUUUGCACUCUGAUUCUUCACUAUCUGACAAAGUAUUAAAAAAGGACCAAAUGACCAAGGGAGACUACACAGUACCCAGGUUUUCUCAGUUGGCAGAGGACUCCAUUCAGCAGAGAGCUGAUUUCUCAACAGCUAUAAAGGAGGGCAGAUGUGUAAUUCCGGGAUUUUCAUCUGAGCCAUUUCCAGACUGGUCACCAUAUACAAACCCCUUAGACCCUGAUCUGUCACAAGAGAAUGACGAACAAUUUGAAUUUAGCGAUUCUGUACAAAGCACAUCUGCAAGGUCCAGCAGUGUGUUUGGUUCCCUUAAUGAUCUAAAGCAGAUUGCAGUACCCACUUUAGAUAAACAAAAGAGGCAUGAUAUGUCCAGCUCCAGCUCAUAUGUCAGUGAGGAUGAACCUACACAAUAUACUGUAAACCCAGACCAGGAGGAGGAAGAUGAUAUAGAAAUGAACCACAAACUAUCUGAGUUCACUAACAGACCAGAGCAUUCAUUUUCCUCACAUUCCAGUGACAGUGAUGGGGAGUCAAAACAUGCCAAAGUUGACCUAAAUUGCAAGCAGUGUUUGGAUAUCAGAGCCCUGUCACAACCCACUGAGUCAUCUUCUGGUGAUGAGAGUGUAGAUCAAAAAAUGGACAACAGACUAGAUAUCAAAGCACCAUCACCGUCUCCUGAUUCAUCUUCUAGUAGUAGUAGUGAGGAUGAAACAUGUCACACAGAGAGGCCAGGAAAGGUGGACAUUCGAGAGCUUCCACUGCAAAAACCAUUAGGUCAUAGCUCAUGCACAAGAUGGCCGACCCUAGAUCUUGAACAUAUUCCCCGCAUUAAGAGGUGUCUAGACAUCAGAGUGGCAUCACCAGCUUUUGAUUUGUCUUCUAGCAGUGAUAGUGAGGAUGAAACAACAAGCCACACAGAGAAGCAGAGGCCAGUGACAGUAAAUAUUCCAGGACUUCAAUACAAAGAAUCUCAGACAACAAGGCAUGAUCCAGAGUCACCGUGGCCUGCCCUAAAUCUUGAGUAUAUUCCUCGAAUUAAAAGGUGUCUAGAUAUCAAAGCACCAUCACCAGCUUCUGAUUUAUCUUCCAGCAGUGAUAGUGAGGAUAAAAUAACAAGCCACACAGAGAAGCAGAGGCCAGUGACAGUAAAUAUUCCAGGACUUCAAUACAAAGAAUCUCAGACAACAAGGCAUGAUCCAGAGUCACCGUGGCCUGCCCUAAAUCUUGAGUAUAUUCCUCGAAUUAAAAGGUGUCUAGAUAUCAAAGCACCAUCACCAGCUUCUGAUUUAUCUUCCAGCAGUGAUAGUGAGGAUAAAAUAACAAGCCACACAGAGAAGCAGAGGCCAGUGACAGUAAAUAUUCCAGGACUUCAAUACAAAGAAUCUCAGACAACAAGGCAUGAUCCAGAGUCACCGUGGCCUGCCCUAAAUCUUGAGUAUAUUCCUCGAAUUAAAAGGUGUCUAGAUAUCAAAGCACCAUCACCAGCUUCUGAUUUAUCUUCCAGCAGUGAUAGUGAGGAUAAAAUAACAAGCCACACAGAGAAGCAGAGGCCAGUGACAGUAAAUAUUCCAGGACUUCAAUACAAAGAAUCUCAGACAACAAGGCAUGAUCCAGAGUCACCGUGGCCUGCCCUAAAUCUUGAGUAUAUUCCUCGAAUUAAAAGGUGUCUAGAUAUCAAAGCACCAUCACCAGCUUCUGAUUUAUCUUCCAGCAGUGAUAGUGAGGAUAAAAUAACAAGCCACACAGAGAAGCAGAGGCCAGUGACAGUAAAUAUUCCAGGACUUCAAUACAAAGAAUCUCAGACAACAAGGCAUGAUCCAGAGUCACCGUGGCCUGCCCUAAAUCUUGAGUAUAUUCCUCGAAUUAAAAGGUGUCUAGAUAUCAAAGCACCAUCACCAGCUUCUGAUUUAUCUUCCAGCAGUGAUAGUGAGGAUAAAAUAACAAGCCACACAGAGAAGCAGAGGCCAGUGACAGUAAAUAUUCCAGGACUUCAAUACAAAGAAUCUCAGACAACAAGGCAUGAUCCAGAGUCACCGUGGCCUGCCCUAAAUCUUGAGUAUAUUCCUCGAAUUAAAAGGUGUCUAGAUAUCAAAGCACCAUCACCAGCUUCUGAUUUAUCUUCCAGCAGUGAUAGUGAGGAUAAAAUAACAAGCCACACAGAGAAGCAGAGGCCAGUGACAGUAAAUAUUCCAGGACUUCAAUACAAAGAAUCUCAGACAACAAGGCAUGAUCCAGAGUCACCGUGGCCUGCCCUAAAUCUUGAGUAUAUUCCUCGAAUUAAAAGGUGUCUAGAUAUCAAAGCACCAUCACCAGCUUCUGAUUUAUCUUCCAGCAGUGAUAGUGAGGAUAAAAUAACAAGCCACACAGAGAAGCAGAGGCCAGUGACAGUAAAUAUUCCAGGACUUCAAUACAAAGAAUCUCAGACAACAAGGCAUGAUCCAGAGUCACCGUGGCCUGCCCUAAAUCUUGAGUAUAUUCCUCGAAUUAAAAGGUGUCUAGAUAUCAAAGCACCAUCACCAGCUUCUGAUUUAUCUUCCAGCAGUGAUAGUGAGGAUAAAAUAACAAGCCACACAGAGAAGCAGAGGCCAGUGACAGUAAAUAUUCCAGGACUUCAAUACAAAGAAUCUCAGACAACAAGGCAUGAUCCAGAGUCACCGUGGCCUGCCCUAAAUCUUGAGUAUAUUCCUCGAAUUAAAAGGUGUCUAGAUAUCAAAGCACCAUCACCAGCUUCUGAUUUAUCUUCCAGCAGUGAUAGUGAGGAUAAAAUAACAAGCCACACAGAGAAGCAGAGGCCAGUGACAGUAAAUAUUCCAGGACUUCAAUACAAAGAAUCUCAGACAACAAGGCAUGAUCCAGAGUCACCGUGGCCUGCCCUAAAUCUUGAGUAUAUUCCUCGAAUUAAAAGGUGUCUAGAUAUCAAAGCACCAUCACCAGCUUCUGAUUUAUCUUCCAGCAGUGAUAGUGAGGAUAAAAUAACAAGCCACACAGAGAAGCAGAGGCCAGUGACAGUAAAUAUUCCAGGACUUCAAUACAAAGAAUCUCAGACAACAAGGCAUGAUCCAGAGUCACCGUGGCCUGCCCUAAAUCUUGAGUAUAUUCCUCGAAUUAAAAGGUGUCUAGAUAUCAAAGCACCAUCACCAGCUUCUGAUUUAUCUUCCAGCAGUGAUAGUGAGGAUAAAAUAACAAGCCACACAGAGAAGCAGAGGCCAGUGACAGUAAAUAUUCCAGGACUUCAAUACAAAGAAUCUCAGACAACAAGGCAUGAUCCAGAGUCACCGUGGCCUGCCCUAAAUCUUGAGUAUAUUCCUCGAAUUAAAAGGUGUCUAGAUAUCAAAGCACCAUCACCAGCUUCUGAUUUAUCUUCCAGCAGUGAUAGUGAGGAUAAAAUAACAAGCCACACAGAGAAGCAGAGGCCAGUGACAGUAAAUAUUCCAGGACUUCAAUACAAAGAAUCUCAGACAACAAGGCAUGAUCCAGAGUCACCGUGGCCUGCCCUAAAUCUUGAGUAUAUUCCUCGAAUUAAAAGGUGUCUAGAUAUCAAAGCACCAUCACCAGCUUUUGAUUCAUCUUUAGCCAGAUCCAGCAUUUCUGUAGGCUCUCAACAGUCUGGAUCACACUCUUCUAGAAGUGACAGUGAGGAUGAGAAAGGCAACCAUAAUGCUAAAGUAGCAGCAGGAGUAUCUGCCAUAUCUAAGACCUCAGAAAAGGUUUUCACAAAGUCUCCAAAAUUCCCAGCGAUAAGCAUUUCUCACAGUCCAAUAACAGACCACAAUAUCAAAUUAGAAAAGUAUACAGUUAUUGCAGAUGACUUGGAGGACAAACCAACAAAUGACAACAUCAACACAACACCAGAAAUAACCCCAGAGCUUCAGUCACGGUGGGCCACCAUGAAUCUUGGCAUCUCACGCUUCAGAAAGCGUCUUGAAAUCACAUCACGUACACAUGAACCACCCAAUCUGCCCUCAUCACCUCCACCUGAGUCCCCCUCCUCUUCCAGCAGUGAAAGUGAGACUGGGAAUAAAGUCAGCAGAACAAGACAAAAGAGAAGGGGAGUUGAAAUCCAAGAGAGUGAUUCAUACAAGGAUGCAUCCCUGAAGUAUACCUCACAGAGCAAAACUGAGGAGAUGGAAAGGAAGGAUUCAACUUGGCCUCGUCUGAGUUUCACCAAUGUCCCCCAUGUCAAGAGGAGUUUGAAUAUCAGAGCACAAAGAGAAUCAUCCUCAAGCAGCAACAGUGAAGAUGAGACUAUAGACCACAUUGUUACUGACCUGAGUCUUGGUGUCCCACGCAUUAAAAGGUGUUUGAACAUCAAAGCACCAGUCCCAAGUAAUCCUCUAUCUCCAUGCAGCGAGAGCAAAAAUGAAGUGCCAGGAUACAUUGGAAAUCAAAUAACACAUGCAUCAUAUGUAUCAGGAAUGACAGACAGUGACUCUCUAAUCACUUAUAAACGUUUAAUUAUGAAAACUUCAUUGCCACCAGGCAAUUCAUUUCCCCCCAGUGGCAAGACUCAAACUACAGACCAUGCUGAAAUGUUAACUGUGCAAGACGGUCCAUUCCAUAGAGAUGAAGAGAGAAAUCCAUCUCUUGCCCCAAGAAGGAUUAUGGGUAUGAGCUUUGAUAAAUGUUUGAAGCAGUCCAGUAACAUGACAGAUGUAGACCUGCCACCCGAGAUAAGGUGGACUGGUGUGGGUCGUCAUCUGUCUGACCUUUCUAUCUGCAGUCAUAGCAGACGUUUGGAUGAAGGCUUAUCUCCACAGCAAGCUCCAACCGCAAAGCCAGAACUUCCCCAAACUGAUUCCUCCUCCAUUAGAAGUCAUGACAGAAUAACACAAUUUGGAGAUAACACAGAGGUGACACUGAUGCAUAAAUACUCAUCUCUUAGUCAUAACAGUGUUUCUCGUGCGUCCAACAGAGGUCUUGACAAGUCUGACACCUUACCCAGCAGCACAAAUGAGAUUUUGAGGACCAUAUCUGAGGAGAAGAGAGAAAGGAAAGGCCUCAGUGCCCUGAAAGCCAUGUCAACAGAGAGACAAAAGUGGGACACAGAAGAUGAGCCUUUAAAUAAGUAUGCAUCUCCUCUAUUUGACAACCAUGGUCCACAAGCUGACAUUAGUUUUAGCUAUCGCAGGUCUGAGAAAGAAAUGAAGCCCCUGCCCAAACCACUAACACAAUUACAUCUUUCCCCUAUUUCACUGAAUGAAAGAAAAGUUGCAGAUAUGCCAUAUAGUGCUCCUCGCUAUGGGAGGCAUGAUACUGGAGCUCUUGAACCACCACAAGAGCCUCCACCUCCUAUUCCAGCAACAGCACCACCAGAUGAAGAGGUUGGUUUCACAUAGAGGUCCCCACAGAGGACUAAGAAGCACUGAGGAAUCUAACCCUUUUUCAAAUGGAUCGCAAAAUUCUGACUCCUCAAACAUGCAAAUCAGUGGUUUAAUAAAGAAAUCACUAUAUCCUUAACACUAACAAAACAAAUGAUUAGCCUUGCUCUUUAAUCCAAUAUUGGCCAAUGUAUGACUUAAAUAUAGCAAAUAUAUUCUAUUUUGUAAAUAUUAAGCUUGAGAUGAACUACAAGUACCAAUAACCUACUGUGUGGAUUUGUUGUAGAGCACCACAUUUAUCUUUC